GCAAACUGGAAGCAACUGGCGCCAUAUGAUACUAACGGGACGUGGAGAUGCCUUCUAACAAGUCUGUGUCUGAUGCCCCCAUCGUCCAGUUUAGGAACUGCAGGAUCCUGAGGGACCAUACGCUGCAGAGGGAAGAUCUGUGGGUUCGACAGGGCAAGGUCCUAAACCCUGAGAAACUGUUCUUCGAUGAAAAGGGAUAUGCUGACAUGCAGGUGGACUGCCGUGGGCUUAUCAUUGCGCCUGGCUUUAUCGACACCCAAUUAAAUGGCGGAUUUGGGGUGGAUUUCUCUUUUGAAUCCAACGAUGUAAAAACAGGGAUCUGUGUGGUCAGCAAAAAUAUACUGUCGCACGGAGUGACCUCUUUCUGCCCAACACUUGUGACGUCUCCCUCAUCCAUCUAUCACAAGGUUCUUCCUCAGAUCUCUGUAAGGGAUGGUGGCCCAGAAGGGGCAGGAGUGCUAGGUGUCCACCUGGAGGGGCCAUACAUAAGCCGGGAGAAGAAAGGCGCCCAUCCGGAACACUGCCUACGUUCAUUCAGUGAAAGGGGGUUCGCCGAUCUCCUGGAUACUUACGGGACGUUAGAGAAUGUCAGCCUUGUCACCUUGGCUCCUGAGAUGGAGAGGAGUACAGAGGUGAUCAAAGAACUGGUUCAGCGUGGGAUCUGUGUGUCCCUUGGUCACUCAGUUGCUAACUUGUCUCAGGCUGAGGAUGCAGUGAGUCACGGAGCCUCUUUUAUCACUCACCUCUUCAAUGCCAUGCUGCCUUUUCAUCACCGUGACCCAGGAAUUGUGGGGUUACUAACAAGCGAUCAGAUUCCAAAGGGAAAGACUGUAUAUUAUGGAAUGAUUGCAGAUGGAAUCCACACAAACCCGGCGGCCCUGAGAAUUGCUCACCGUGCACACCCCAAGGGUCUAGUUCUUGUGACAGAUGCCAUCACAGCCAUGGGCCUUGGCCCUGGUAAACACACCCUGGGCCAACAGGAGAUACUGAUUGAAGGGCUAAAUGCUUAUGUGGCAGGAACACAUACUCUGGCCGGCAGCAUUGCUACUAUGGAUAUGUGUGUAAGGCACUUUCAUGAAGCUACAGGCUGUACAGUAGAGGAAGCGCUGGAGGCCGCAUCCUUACAUCCAGCUCAGGUUCUGGGUAUUCAGGAUCACAAAGGGACUCUGGAUUUUGGGGCAGAUGCAGAUUUUGUUUUGCUGGAUGACUCUCUGCAUGUUAAAGCCACCUACAUCGCUGGAAAGCUGGUAUGGGAACCUUCAGCUCGGAAUUAAGGCGAUGCACAAAGGAAAGCUGGUCUGCUGGUGCCUUUAAUACCUCUGUGCAGAACAGUGCAAAGGCAACUGGGCACAAAGGGUAUCCUAGUAAUGCUAAAGCAUCACAAUGCUGAGGACCAGCCAUUUUCAUUCUAGAAUGCUGUUGCCAGCUAAUUCACAGGACAAAAAAAGGGAACUUUUACUGCACUGAGGAGCAGCGGUAUAGAGCUCAGCCAUAUAGCUUUGGAGCUCAGUACGCUCCUUGUGCUGUUGCUGCUAUCUGUAGAGCUACAGGCAGCCAUUCAUGGUCCAGGGACCAUUCAUAAGAACUGAAUGGAGGGGCAGCACUUCAUUUGCUUUGGCUACUGUUACAUGGCAGUCAUUGGCUUGAAGGCAGCACCAAUAUUAAUGCCGAUUCUAUUCAAAAGCAUUGGAAUAUUCCUUCUUAAAGCAAGGAUUCCUACAAAUCCUCAUAGAACUUAACAUUAACUAACACUAACUUUAAUGCCAAUGCCAGCUCUUGACAAAUCUAGCUUUCAGAGUCAUUUAUCAACUACAGUUAUUUUUUUUUUCCAGUUACCAUUUGCUUGGACUGCAAUGCCCUCUGUAUUCUCUUUACUGCAGCUCUCUAAUGUUAUGCUUUCAAACUUUGAGAGCCAGAGAUAGAAGUGCAGAGAAUAUAAAUAUAAAUAGCCAGAUAGAUACUGAAUCAGAAUGGUUAAAACCAUUCCAAAUGUUUAAUGAAUGUAUAGAAAAUAAGCUCACAAGCUAUGGGAAUAGUAUUAUUUCCAAUGAUGGAAAAAAACAAGAACGAUGACCUCCUUAUUCUAAUGGUAAAAUGCCCUCCAAUUGAAAAUAAAAUGACCAAAUUUGAGUGUGAAUAGAGGCAGUCUGUCUUUGGGGUGGCACAUUCCUUUAGGUAUUGCUCUAUUACAUAUUAUAUUAUUAUAGUAAUUAUUAUGUAGCCCAUCCCUGCAUAGACUUCUUUAUUCUUCAGAUAUGCACUGCAUCGGUUACUGACAUUAAUCCUUGCACAGUUUUAAUGUAAAAUUUUUAAACGGCCAUUUGGUCUUGUAAGUAGUUUGGAAUGAAGUGCAGAUAAUGACUGUAAAUGUGGGGCAUUUGCAUAGUAGCCUUAAUCUGGCCAUAUCCAUACACCAUUCACCGGCUCUUUCUAGAGUAGUAUAAGGCAUGAUGCUGGGAAUAAUAUAUUAAUGGGAAUUUCUGAAUACGCUUUAUUUGCCAUAUUCUUUGGAACAGAAAUAAUUGCAGCUAGCUGGAUGGUUCUGCAAUGUGUUCUAUAAGGGCAUCUUACCAAAUGUAACCAUAUUCCUGCAUCUCAGAAUAAAAGGCAAUAAAAUGA
Molecule: messenger RNA, 2619 nt
Organism: Xenopus tropicalis (tropical clawed frog)
Lineage: Eukaryota; Metazoa; Chordata; Amphibia; Anura; Pipidae
Gene: amdhd2
Product: amidohydrolase domain containing 2
Biological process (GO): N-acetylneuraminate catabolic process; N-acetylglucosamine metabolic process; negative regulation of UDP-N-acetylglucosamine biosynthetic process
Molecular function (GO): hydrolase activity, acting on carbon-nitrogen (but not peptide) bonds; N-acetylglucosamine-6-phosphate deacetylase activity; hydrolase activity
Source: RefSeq, marked provisional